Molecule: messenger RNA, 2433 nt
Organism: Megalopta genalis
Lineage: Eukaryota; Metazoa; Arthropoda; Insecta; Hymenoptera; Halictidae
Product: kynurenine/alpha-aminoadipate aminotransferase, mitochondrial
Biological process (GO): biosynthetic process
Molecular function (GO): pyridoxal phosphate binding; L-kynurenine:2-oxoglutarate transaminase activity
Source: RefSeq, a predicted model, not a curated record
AUAUUUGCAGUGACGACUCGCUCGCUGUGCUCCCAACAAAAUGCUCGCUCGGAGAUGAGAUCACUAUAUUUGUUUCGUAUAAACAAUGCUGAGUGGGGACGACGCGUUGUAGAUGGAAACGAAUCGUAGUGGGAAACGACAUGUAGUAGGGAAGCAUGGACCACAUGGACAGCGUUGCUAUUCCUCUGUUAUCAUUUCAGAUUUACACAAUAUGUAUAUCGCGAAUCUGCGAAGACUCUGGAUCGCAGUUUCAGUUCCGAUCCCGUGCAACGAGUGAGCGAUCACUGCUUAUUUAUCGCAAAAGCAAUUUUAGCGGUGUCAUCUGUUUCGCUAAACAUUCUCAGUUAGUUUGUACAUCCGUUUGACAUGUUACUGUCUAAAGAAAUGGUGCAUCUGUAAAUUACCGAGCAAUUAAUAAUGGUGACAGUGAGACACCAGAAUCCUCCAGUCUGUCAUCCUGUUUCGUCGAUUUGAAUUUAUGUUUGCGGCGAAAUGAAGAGAAAAUCUGAUAAUUCGAACAGACUGUAUAACAGUACGUCUUGAAUUGCCGAAUUCGUUGUGAGGAACGCUUGGAGAACUGGAACAAGAUAUACAACUAGUAAAAAAUAAAAGUGAAAGAUACAGGCAAUUUGGGGCAGAAUUAAAGAGAUCGUGAUCGACGAGAAAUUCCGCUGAAAUUAAUCAUGGACUGCAAACGAUUUAUCACGAAGAUUUCGAGCAGACGGCAGCCUAGCAUACUUCGGCAAUGGGCGCAAAAGUUUAUCGCAACUCCGAACGGAAUUACUUUGGCGAACGGAAUGCCGAACACGGAAACGUUUCCUUUCGAAGAAAUCUCUGUUAAGUACAAAGAUGGCAGCCGAGUAAUGCUGGUGGGAGAGGAAUUAGGGUGGGCGCUUCAGUACGGCCCAUCUCAGGGAUACCCGCCACUGAUACAGAAACUAAAAGAAUUUCAAAACUAUUGGUCCAAGCCGAAGUAUGAUAACUGGGACAUAGUGAUUACGAACGGCUCGAUGGAUGCGUGUAACAAGGUUUUCGAAAUGACGCUAGAACUUGGGGAUCCCAUGAUGCUUCAAGCACCUGCUUACAAUGGAACCUUGAAUGCGCUGAUACCGUUGUUACCAGAAUUCCUUGAAAUCAGGCAAGACAAGCAUGGAAUAAUUCCUGAUGAAAUUUCGAGGAUUUGCGAGAAGAGAUUGCAAGAUAACAAAAAAAUGCCAAAGAUUCUCUAUGUCAAUCCGACGGGAUCGAAUCCUACAGGAAUAGUCAUGCCAGAAUCUCGUAAAAGGGAAGUGUACGCGCUGGCACAGAAAUACGACUUCCUCAUUAUCGAGGAUGAUCCUUAUGAAUUUCUUCACUUCCUGGAUAAACAACCCACGACGUUCUUAGAAUUAGACACGGAAGGACGUGUGCUACGUUUGGAUUCCUUCAGCAAGAUCCUCAGCUCUGGUCUCCGACUUGGCGUUGUCACAGCUCAUAAAACAUUUAUCGAACGAUUGAUCAUGCACAUGGACGUUACGGGUAUUCAUGCUGCCUCUUUGUCACAGAUGCUGUUGUACAAAUUGUUAAGCGCGUGGGACAUGGAGAAGCUGCAACAGCACUUCAAUGGUAUUCAAAAAUUCUAUCGCGAAAGACGAGAUACCAUGUUGGCUUCGCUCGAGAAACAUUUUACGGGCUUGGCGGAGUGGAACGUGCCCGAAGGUGGAAUGUUCGUUUGGAUAAAAUUACCUGGCAUCGAAGAUGUAUCCGAGUUGGCUUUGAGGAAGUCUAUUUCUCAGGGGAUAUUCAUUAUUCCCGGUCAUGCCUUCAACUGCGAUUCCUUGAGGCCCGAUCAACAUAUUAGAUUAUCUUACAGCUACGCGACUCCGGAAGAAAUCGAGAAGGCGAUACCCAUUUUGGCGAAACUAAUACGCGAGGAGAUGAACAUGAAAAACGGGGCAUCGAAGUGACCAACAAAUUCCAAGCCUGUGCAAUUUUAAAUGUGUAAUUGCAAAAACCACAGAAUCGUAAUAAAGAAAUUCUUUGCAAUUAGUGACACGACUUUAACAUUGUAAUGGAACUUAUAUGUAUAUAUAAGUAUUAUUAUUAUUACAUAUAUACAUUAUAAUCAAACUGAAUUCUUCGUUAUCCUCCAUAGAAACAGAGAAAUUUAAGUGUUAUGUUUUUUGUGGUUUCCUUAUAUAUAUAUAUCCUAUAAAUACUGAAUAUUGGAAGAAAUCAUUCGUGACGUCUUUUCCAUAAGAAACAAUAUAAAUUUCGGUACGAAUUUUCUUCGAAGGUCCGUAUAGUGCUUAUAACGGCAAAACGCUCAAACUGUUAGCCAAAAUCGACUGUUGGUAAUUUGGCUACCUAUUUUAGCAAUGUUGUUAACCUCGGAUAUUUUACCAUGCGAUUUGUUAUUGAAAAUAAUUAAUAAAAUAAUGAGUAUUUUAAUAA